Messenger RNA from Penicillium digitatum Pd1, 1023 nucleotides. RefSeq lists its product as uncharacterized. Lineage: Eukaryota; Fungi; Ascomycota; Eurotiomycetes; Eurotiales; Aspergillaceae. The record is from RefSeq and is a predicted model, not a curated record.
AUGGAGACUGAAGAGACCGAAGGGCUCACAGCCCUCCCUCUUGCCUCGCCCAUUAAAGAGGCAACGCCAACUUUUUCCGAGGAAACUGAAGGACUAUCAGUCCCCCUUACUACCUCUACUGCCAUUAAGCAGAUGUCAACUUCCAUCGAGGAGAGCAAGCAACUUCAAGUCCUGAUUUCCCCCUCGCUUGUCAUCGAGCCGAUGUCACUGUCUCAACCCAACCCUGGCUGUUUGGAAGAACCAAAUCAACAGACCGACAAACCCAACUCACAGCCUGUCAACGUGAUAAAUCACCAAGUAUCUCCUGAUCCUGUGAUAAAGGAAGCUUUGAAAGUACUCAUCGACAACGCCAUCUCGGUUGUGGAGUACGGGAAUCAGGUUCUAUACAGAUGUGGAUUCGCAGAGGCUCUGAUUGUCGUAGAGUGGGUUGUACCCGAUGGACAGCUGUUGCUUGCUUCACAGGUGUUGCUCGAAAACAACUGGCCCCGCCUUCUUUACCACGAAAGAGAUUGGAAUGGCAACCCUAGAGUCCCUGAAUACUGGGAAACUCAUUACCUGAUGCAUGCCCUUGAUAGCGAGGACUGGAUGCGUGUCCAUCUUAUCCCUCUGUCGUUGGUUGGUUUCACUCUUGAGGACACUGUCGAGGUUCCCUCGACAUUUGCCCAUGAGCUCCACCUCCUCACCCCCAAACCUCCUCAUUACAUGUCAUCCUUGAUACAUCAUCUCUUGCAACUACCCAUUGAUCACAAUAGCCGAAUUCGAGUUGAGAAGGACCUUCUGGGGUUUAUUUCUACCUACAUCCUCAAAGAUGGACCCGCCAAUACGACUGUGUGGACCUAUCUUAAUGACCAGGAUAGCGACAAAGACUACCAGAAAAAAGUUGAAGAAGGGGUUCGGUUCAUGAAGACAUGGGACUGGGGCAAAAUUGAGGAAAGAUACCUGGCUAUGGCUGAAUGUGCGGUCCGAGAUUGCCGCUACAUCAAUUCGCUGACGGACGUUCACGAAGAGCGACACACGCCAUGA